Alnus glutinosa is the source of this 1422-nucleotide messenger RNA. RefSeq lists its product as uncharacterized. NCBI's taxonomy places the organism in Eukaryota, Viridiplantae, Streptophyta, Magnoliopsida, Fagales, Betulaceae. The record is from RefSeq and is a predicted model, not a curated record. The transcript is spliced from 2 exons. The coding region runs from base 112 to 1287 and encodes 391 amino acids. Gene Ontology annotation, cellular component: nucleus.
UAGGAAUAAAAAUAAAAUAAUGAACAACCGAUGCAGUAGUCGGUCGAUUGCCUAGCCUCCAAAAUCCGACCUCCAAUUUCAACUGGGAUUUGAGUUGUUUCUGUCGCUCGUAUGGAGUCUCUGGUAGCCAACUACGCCUCUUCAGACGAAGAAGGAGAAGAUCAACCACAACAAGAAGAGCCAAAAUCUACAGCUUUUCCCUCCAAACCAACCUCUGGACCCUCCAAGACCUCGUUUAUUUUCUCCGCUCUUCCCCAACCCAAAUCUUCCCCCCUCUUCCAAUCCCUCCCCCAACCCAAAUCCAAAGAAACCCCAUCGCUCCCCAUCCCUCUCUCUCAGCCCAAAUCCCAAAACCCACGCCAACCCAUUUCAAAUCCCUCAUCCUCAGACCCCAAGGCCAAAAGGGUUGUCCUAUUCAAGCCUCCUAUAGCUCCCUCUUCGAUAAAAUCUACUGACCUCGACGACGAUGAUAAUGAAGACGAAGAAAAAGAACGAAGCCGGCAAAAGGAAUCGAAGUCCACGGUGGCGCAAACCCCGUCAGUGAAGGCGUUCUUGUCGAGCAUUCUUCCGGCUGCCAAGAACUCUGCCACGUUGGGCGUUCUUCCGAGCUCCGGUACCGGGCGAAGAGCCAUUGUGGAAACGGAUGCACUCACUUCGAGUUCCGGCGGGUCUCGAGCGGAGGAAGAAUCGGGUAUUGAUGAAAAUUUAGGGAACUAUAGCUUAAACUAUGAAGGUUGUGCGAAUUCUGAUUCGGGCAUCGAUCAGAAUGUAGGGAAUUAUAAUGUGAACUAUGAUACUUAUUCGAAUUAUCAAUCGGGUGUUGAUCAAAAUGUGAAUGUGGAUGGUCAAUCACAAUAUGUUACGAGUGAUGGAGAUGGUUUGAACCAUGGAGAUUAUUUGAGUUAUGGUAAUUAUGGUGAUUAUGGGCAGCAUGGGAGUAAUUGGGCUGAUGGGUCGGUGCCGGAGAUGUCAGGGACAGGUGAAAGUAGGGUUAGAGUGCCUGGGAAGAGAGGGAGAAAUGAGGUUCCCGUGGAAGUUGUUGAGGUGAAGCAGGAUGAGUUGAUGAAGAAUCGGCCUAGGGAGGACCAGGUCAAGUUAACCGGAAUAGCUUUUGGGCCUUCUUACCAGGCCGUUUCAACAAAGGGAAAGCCUUCAAAGCUCCACAAGAGGAAGCAUCAGAUUGGCUCUUUAUACUUUGAUAUGAGGCAGAAAGAGACGGAACUUGCAGAACGGCGUGCAAAAGGGUUCCUCACAAAAGCUGAAACACAAGCCAAGUACGGAUGGUGAUGUCUUUUUCUUUUGUAUUUUAUCACUCUACUUCAGAACAGCAGAUAUGACAAGAAACAAUUCUCUCACUAUAUGUACUUUUACUGUGCCUUUUCUUUUCUUUUUUUAAAAAAGAAAUUAUCUGUUUCUUGAGAA